Molecule: messenger RNA, 1398 nt
Organism: Gadus morhua (Atlantic cod)
Lineage: Eukaryota; Metazoa; Chordata; Actinopteri; Gadiformes; Gadidae
Exons: 3
Coding region: 1-675 (224 amino acids)
Source: RefSeq, a predicted model, not a curated record
AUGUUUGUGUGUGUCCCUGGAAAAACUGUGUUUUGGCAGGAGUUGAAACGCCGCUGGACGUCCGUUCUCCAUCACAUUUGUGGCAUACAUCGCUGGGAGGAAGACGGACAGGAGAGGACUUGCUACCACCGGGACCUCACUGAAGAGCAGCAGAGAAGGAAGAAAUGGCUGCAAACCGUCUCUGCUGCAUUCCAGACACUGUCGGACCACGUACUGAACAAGAACCUGUUGAAAGACCUCAACCACAUGACUCUCUUCCAACAUACAGGAGCCCUGGAGGUGUACCACAGUGCAAUGCUGAAGUACACUGAAAAGAGGCUUCACUUCGCCUACAGCUCUAUGAAGGCACGCACCCUACUCUCUGUGAUGGACAACAACGAGAAUGUUGGCCGUCAACAAGCAACGACCAGUGAUGGGACUCCGAGAUACAAUUUGGUUUUUCCCAAACAAUCUAAAAGAUGGGUUGCCAGGAAGAGGUACGAGCCAACCAGGCAGACAUUCAGGAAGGAUUUGGUGGAGCGGGUCCUGGAAAGGCGCAUGGAUCCUACUGUGAAGUUUGCAGAUCCACAUUUUUAUAUCCAGCAACCAGCUACUAUACCCGACAACAUAGCUACCACUCCAAGACCGGACAAAGAUCAAAGUAUUGCAGAGCACGUCUCCCGUUUUAAAACAUGAUUAAAAGGGGAAAAUGAAAGUCUAACUGGAGUUUAGUGUGGUGCUAAAUACUGUCUGCAAACAUUAGUAAAAAGACAAAAAGGUCAACAGCAAAACAUUUAUUGAACCAUAUACGCGUACAUUGUUGUUAAAAUGUUACCGUAAACAAUCGUAAUGUCAUCUGUAACCAAAUGUAUGUCUUCUUUUUGUGUUUGAUGUAAAGGAUUUGUUGAAGUAGCAAAUGUUUUCUAGUAGACUACAGUAGUGUUGUGUUCAAAACAAUCUCAGAGCAUCUUGUGCUUCCCUGAAUCCAACAUAUUGUCCAGCGGCCGAAGGGUAUUUGUUUCGGAUGCUGGUCACUACACAGGAUGGAAGAACACGUCGGUUUCCUCUUCCCAGCUGUGUUCCUUUCAACCCCCACUCAAGAACGAUUCUGUAAGCCACCAAUCGGUACUGCCUAAAACAAGAAGGAAUACAAGUUAGCUUUUGGGAGCAGGCUCUUACAAAAGACAGCUAAACUAUGGUAAUAGCACACAAAGACAAUGGCCCUACUGCUGUUCAUGGUGGUAGACUGAUUUGCUGAAUUGAUCAGGCUAAAAAGCCUACGGCCUAUGUCUAUAUAGUAAAAAAAUUGUCCAAGCAAGUCACGCUUGUGUAUUUCAUUUUUGCCUUUAGUCCUGGUAGGACCUUUUUAACCAGAGCAAUAUUGUAAUUAAGAAACUUCUUAGUUAAUAAAAAAGAAUA